This is a messenger RNA of Neoarthrinium moseri, 3264 nucleotides long. RefSeq lists its product as uncharacterized. Bases 1 to 3264 code for a protein of 1087 amino acids. NCBI's taxonomy places the organism in Eukaryota, Fungi, Ascomycota, Sordariomycetes, Amphisphaeriales, Apiosporaceae. Gene Ontology annotation, cellular component: membrane. The transcript has 6 exons. The record is from RefSeq and is a predicted model, not a curated record.
AUGUCCGCGACUCCCUUCGGAUUCUCCUCAUGGAGGAAGAGGUCUCCCUCCGCGGCCUCCCGCUCGGCCUCGCAGGACAUCCCAGGCGCAGCAGCCAGCCCGGGCCAGGUCUCGAGGCUUGCGAAUCCUGACGCCAGACUGUUAUCAUCUUCCGUCAGCUCGGCGGGCCACCGGGAGCCAACAAGGUCCUUCAUCCCCGCUCCCGUCGAUAGCGCGAGCUUUGCCCGCAGCGUCCGCGAAGACACCGCCGAGCUUGCCUCGUAUGUCCUGUCCGAUAAGAAGGAUAAACGGAGCGCUUCCUUUCUGAGACGAAGGCCGUCCGAUGCCUCAUACCGCGAAUACAACUCCUUGUCCCAACAUGCGGCUGCAAACAUAGGGAACUCGAACGACGAGAGUAUAGCAGAGGUCUCGGAGCCUGGCUCGCCGGAGAGCGCCAUUGAGGAUAUUCCUGAUGAGGGGCCGUCUAUACUGUCAAGCAUGCUCAGGCACUCCCCACCGAAGGACGACAACACAUCGACAACUGAUGAUACUUCCCCGAGCAAGGACAGAGGCCAAUCUGGAAGGCAGCCAGGCCAACAUCUGCAGAAGGACGAUCCGAUAGCUCCUGGAAGUCACAGGGCCAAUGGGAUGGGGGAGAGCACGCCACUACUCAUCAGGACCAGCUCAAGCUAUUCGCGGCCCCCGGACAGCCCAGACCUUACUGAUGGCGACUUGAGUGAUGUCGAAAGCCAGAAGACCCGCCCGCCGUCACGCUACCACAAAUAUGGCAGUAUCAAGGAUAUCGCCCGGGACAGAGUCAGGGUUGCGUCGACCAUGGUAAACCCAAAGACUUGGGACAAGCAGGCAAUAUGGCAGAACGUCGUGAUGGAACCGCUAAGCUGUUUGCCAUCAGUCGUCGUGGGUUUGCUACUCAAUAUCUUGGACGCUCUAUCCUAUGGUAUGAUUCUGUUUCCUCUAGGAAACCCGAUCUUUGCCAGUCUAGGACCGUCGGGUAUAUCCAUCUUCUACGUCAGCACAAUUGUAUCGCAGAUUACUUUCUCUCUAGGCAGCAUAUUCCGAGGUGGUGUCGGCUCAGAACUCAUUGAGGUCGUGCCGUUCUUCCAUAGUAUGGCUGCAACGAUUACAGCCAUUGUUGGCGAGGAUCAGCCCGACGCUGUCAUUGCUACCACGAUAACAUCAUACGCCCUGAGCUCGAUGUUGACCGGUAUAAUCUUCUGGCUGAUGGGGAAAUUCAAGCUGGGCUACAUUGUUGGCUUCAUUCCACGCCACAUCCUCAUUGGCUGCAUUGGUGGUGUGGGUUGGUUCCUCAUCCAGACUGGCUUUGAAGUAUCUGCUCGCAUCGAGGAGUUCCGAUAUGACCUGGACACCGUCCAGAGGCUGGGACAACCGGAUACACUACCACUCUGGAUCAUCCCGCUCGCCUUAGCCGUCCUCCUUUUUGCUCUGCAGAAGAAGAUCACUUCUCAGUAUUUCUUGUCCAUCUAUAUUCUCAUGAUACCCUUCAUAUUCUACUUCUUUGUCUUCUCUAUUGACGAGCUUGUCCCCGAGAACCUGAGGGAGCAUGGGUGGAUCUUCGAAGCCCCAGAGGACAACGAGCCCUGGUACAGGUUCUGGACUUUGUAUAAAUUUCAUCUUGUACAUUGGGGUGCCAUCUUUGAGACACUUGGCGCCAUGUUCGCCCUGACAUUCUUCAGCCUGCUCCAUGUGCCCAUCAACGUGCCUGCGCUGGCCCAGUCCACCGGAGAAGACAAUGCGGAUCUCAACCGCGAGCUGAAGCUGCAUGGGUACUCCAACUUCCUUUCUGGAUGUGCAGGAAGUAUCCAGAAUUACUUGGUCUACGCAAACACAUUGUUUUUCAUCCGGUCUGGUGGUAACAGCCGCCUCGCUGGUCUGAUGCUUGCUGCGCUGACGGCAGUGACUCUGGUCUUGGGCCCCAAAAUGAUUGGAUUCAUCCCGGUCAUGAUGGUUGGCACAUUGAUCUUCGUACUCGGAUUUGAGCUUCUUUCGGAUGCCCUCGUGGCUCCGAGACGCAAGCUCAAAGUGCUUGAAUACCUUACGAUCAUCGCUAUCGUCCUGACAAUGGGCAUGUAUGAUUUUGUGGCAGGCAUUUUUCUCGGCAUGAUUCUUGCCUUCGUCUCUGUUGUAGUGCACCAAUCUAGUGUUUCUGCGAUCCGCGCUUGCUACACAGGCGACCAGGUCGGCUCCAUGGUUAGGAGGAACCCCUCGCAACACCAUUACCUGCAAGAUGUUGGCCGCCAGACUUAUAUCAUCAAGCUGGUGGGCAAUCUCUUCUUUGGGACGAUCGUCGGAGUCCAAGAAAAGAUCCGAAGUCUCAUUGCGGAUGACGUUUUCGCUGAGCAUCCCAUCAAGUACUUGAUUAUCGACCUUUGGCAAGUAACCGGCAUCGACUACUCGGCUGCCGAGGGCUUCAUGACAAUCAGCAGACUGUUGCAUAAGAAGGGCAUCAUCCUUCUCAUCAGUGGGAAGGACGCUGAAAGCAGAAUCGGACGGGAUCUUCGAGCCGUGGGUCUUGGCGAUGACGGGAUUGAGGUCAUGUUCAUGCCUGAUCUCAAUUCAGCGCUGGAGAGCUGCGAGAACGAGCAGUUGAAAACAUUCUAUACUCAGCAGGAGGCGUUGCGAGUCACUCGAUCAAUGCCACCAAGCACGCUCGAAGUGCCGACCCCACAGAAGCCCGUGCAGCCUCUCGAUCCGAACCAGUUUCUCUCCCAGUCUCCGAGGAGAGACUACCGACAUGAGGUGGCAAAGAACGUACUCACCGAGCACGAGGUCAAACGCGCUUCACGUUGGCGCACUAUUAGCGAGCCCCUUCGACUCAUGCUCCAGAUUUUCCACGACCUCAGUGACAAGAAUGAGGAUUUCUGGUACCGCGCAAAGCCUUACUUCGUACGGAGAGAAUACAAGGCCGGCUCGGUGCUGUAUCACAGGGGAGAACACGCAAACGGUUUCUACCUUCUUGAGGCAGGUGAAUUACGCGCCGACUACGAGACUCCGCAGGGAAAGCUAUCCGAGCCCAUCGUCCAGGGCACCACCUGUGGUGAGUUGCCGUUCUUCUCACAGACCGACCGCACGGCAACCGUUCUUGCGGUGAAAGAUUGCGUAGCGUGGGUCAUGGAUACGGAAAGCUGGGAAAGGCUACGCAGGGAGGAGAACGAUGUCUACCAGGAACUGCUGAGCAUCUCACUCAAGCUCACCACGGAGCGCAUGAAUGCGAUGACCAACUACACCCUGGCAAACGCCAAUUGA